Messenger RNA from Coturnix japonica (Japanese quail), 4518 nucleotides. It is a transcript of the gene GFM2, whose product is annotated as GTP dependent ribosome recycling factor mitochondrial 2. The record is from RefSeq and is a predicted model, not a curated record. Gene Ontology annotation, molecular function: GTP binding; GTPase activity. Gene Ontology annotation, cellular component: mitochondrion. Lineage: Eukaryota; Metazoa; Chordata; Aves; Galliformes; Phasianidae. Gene Ontology annotation, biological process: ribosome disassembly; mitochondrial translation.
UUCCGGGGCGGAUCGCGGCCUGCUCAUGAGCGCUGCGCUGCGGUCACUUUAACGAUGUAGCAUUUUGUUAAUUAAAAAGCUCAAUUUUCACCGCCUUCCAGAGUACAAGGGGGUGUUUCCCGGGUCAGAAACCGUGUGUGAGUGGGUUGUGAGGCCCUGCUGCUGCAGCCAGGCCAGAGAAACAGCAACCUGAGUUGCCAAGGUGUUGAUGUAGUCGUGUGGAAACAGGAGACACGGCUUUUAGAAGGCAGCGGGACUGUGGUGCAGCCUCAGAAUGUGGAGAAUCAUGAGGAAGUUCUCAGGGAAUGCACCGAAAUUGUCACUGAAGUGGUCACGUUUGUGCAGCCAGCAUGUGUGUUUCAGGAAGCCAAAAGUCACAGUCCUAAGUAUGAAGCAGCAAAACAGCAGUGUAAGAAACUACAGCUCUCCACCAGGAGAUGUUAAAUCUCUGCGUUCUGUUAUUAAUCCUCAUAUAUCCAGAAUCCGUAACAUUGGUAUCAUGGCCCACAUUGAUGCAGGGAAAACGACAACAACAGAAAGAAUGCUGUAUUACUCCGGAUACAUAAGGACACUCGGAGAUGUUGAUGAUGGAGACACUGUAACAGAUUUUAUGGUACAAGAACGAGAACGUGGUAUUACCAUUCAGUCUGCUGCUGUUACUUUUGACUGGAAGGACUACAGAAUCAAUCUGAUUGACACCCCAGGUCAUGUGGACUUCACAGUUGAAGUUGAACGUUGCUUGAGAGUCCUGGAUGGAGCAGUAGCAGUGUUUGAUGCUUCAGCUGGUGUUGAGGCCCAAACUCUGACAGUGUGGAGGCAAGCAGACAAACAUCAGAUACCACGAAUCUGCUUUUUGAACAAGAUGGACAAAAGCAGGGCAAGUUUUACAUAUGCUGUUGAGAGUAUCAAACAGAAGUUGAAGACAAAACCUCUGCUUUUACAGUUGCCCAUUGGGGAGGCCAAAACCUUCAGAGGGCUGGUCGAUGUUGUGACUAAGGAGCAGAUGAUUUGGAAACCUACUUCUGAUUUGGAUGAUGGAAAAGUUUUUGAGCAAAAGCCACUGCUAGAAUCAGAUGAUCCCAACCUGUUCCAAGAAGUCCAGGAUGCUAGAAAUACCUUAAUAGAACAAGUUGCAGAUCUAGAUGAUGAAUUUGCUGAACUGAUCCUAGGAGAAUACAGUGAAAAUUUUGACCUAAUACCACCUGACAAGCUCCAGUCUGCCAUACGCAGAGUCACGCUAUCUCAGAAAGCUGUACCAGUGCUCUGUGGCAGCGCAUUGAAGAACAAAGGAGUGCAGCCGUUACUGGAUGCUAUUACUAUGUAUUUGCCUGCACCUCAUGAGCGUUCCUAUGAGUUUCUGCAGUGGUACAAAGAUGAUGACCUGUGUGCCCUGGCAUUUAAGGUUCUCCAUGAUAAAUGUCGUGGACCAUUAGUUUUCAUUCGCAUUUAUUCAGGUUCACUGAAACCUCAGUCAGCUGUAUAUAAUAUUAACAAAAGUUGCACGGAGAGGAUGAGCCGUCUGCUCUUGCCUUUUGCUGACCAACAAAUUGAAAUACCAUCACUAAUGCCUGGAAACAUUGCCCUUGCUGUUGGUUUGAAACAGAGUGCCACUGGAGAUACCCUAGUGUCAUCAAAGGCUUCAGCUGUAGCUGCUGCACGGCAGGCUGGAAGGAGUGCUGGGGGAGAGCAGAGGAACACCGGUGACAUAGAGAGACUUUUGCUGGCAGGCGUUGAGAUUCCAGAGCCUGUCUUCUUCUGCACCAUUGAACCUCCUUCAAUGGCCAAACAACAAGACUUGGAUAAUGCAUUGAGCUGCCUUCAGCGUGAAGAUCCAAGUUUAAAAGUGAAAGCAGAUCCUGACACAGGGCAGACCAUUCUCUGUGGCAUGGGAGAACUGCACAUAGAGAUCAUUCAUGACCGAAUCAAACGUGAAUAUGGAAUAGAGACAUAUUUGGGACCACUUCAAAUAGCCUACAGAGAAACCAUCUUAAAUGCUGCACAAGCCACAGAUGUGUUGGAUAAAGUAGUCGGAGAUAAAAGACACUUUGUGACCACAGAGCUGGAGGUGAGGCCUGUGUCAGGAGAAGGAACAGUGACCAAACCUAUCAUUGAGUACGCUGAGAGUGUCAUUGAGGUGCUGCCCAAAGAACUCCAGGAAGCAGUAGAAAAUGGAAUCACGAAUUCAUGCCUUCAAGGGCCAUUGCUUGGCUUCCCUGUUCAGGAUAUAGACGUGACAGUGCAGUCACUGACAGUGCAUCCCGAUACCUCUGACACAAUGAUAUCAGCCUGCAUCUCCCGUUGCUUGCAAAAGGCUCUGAAAAAAGCUGGUGUGCAAAUACUGGAACCCCUGAUGAGCCUGGAAAUCACAGUAAGCGAAGAUCACCUCAGCGCAGCACUUGCUGAUCUUGCACAACGAAGAGGCAGUAUUCAGGAAAUCCAGAGUCGCCAAGAUAACAAAGUUGUGAUUGCAGCCGUCCCAUUAGCAGAAAUGAUGGGCUACUCAACAGUUCUGCGUUCUUUAACAUCAGGCUCAGCAACUUUCACUUUGGAGUUGGCCAGCUAUCAAGCCCUGAACAGUCAAGAGCAAAAUGCGCUUCUUCAGAGGAGGAUGGGGUUGGUGUGACUGCUUCGCUCUGCAGAAAAAUAGAUACAAGCUAUCUUCCAUACUGAAUACUUCCAGGGGAUUGCCUACAUAGACCAGAAUGUUCUUCUGCGAUGAACUGAUUGUGGUAAAUGAUGAAUCAGCUGCAGUAUGACUGACUUCUGCUUGUGACUUUCCAUGGGAACGUUAAGAACGUUAAGAACGUGUUCUUCUUGCAAAGCCUUGUAAUGGCAGGGCAGCUGGACAGGAGAUGAAGCUACCAUCUGCUGCUUUGGCAAUCCUUAUCUUACAGAUAACCACAAUGAGAAGUGAUGCAAAUCCUUCUUACAGGAAUGAGCACUACGUGCAUCUUAGUGUGUACAAGAGACUAUUUCUUACAUAGUAAGUAAAGUUUGUAAGUUAACGCCUAUAGAUGAGCAGCUACAGCGUUGUCAGGCUGUAUCUUGAUUCGUUUUCAGCUGCAUAUGAGACUGUUUAAGAAGCACUGUUAAUUAUAAAAAUAUGUUUCUGUAUGGCUAGAAAUCAACUUGAAAUGGAAUAUGGUAUCACUGGAUACAACUCACUUUAGUUUACUUUAAUAAGUACCUGGGAUAUGUCCUUCUGCAAAUUGAGUAAGCAAAAAAUACAAGAACCACAACAGCAGUCCACGCUGCUGCCUUGGUGUAUAUUGAAGGAUUUUACUGCCAUCUACAAAUGACUGAUGGAAGCUUUAAAUGGUCUGGAUUUGCUGGGCAUUAAUUUGUCAUUUGCAGUUAUGCAGUUAUUUAGGAAAGUACCAAAUGACAAGACAUCCUGAUAUACAGAGAGCAGACUUUCUACACAUGUAACUUUACAUAACUAAAACUGAAGGAAAAUAAAAACUUUGUAGGGAAGAAUCCCUCUUUCUAAUUAAAGUUUGAUAUGGAACCAACCUCGUCAUCCUAGAUUUAAAAAAUAAAGGUCUACUCCAACAAGCACGUGAAAGACCUUUAUUUUAAAAGUGAAAAUUGUCUUUGGUUCAGCAAUCAAACCACAUGUUCACAUCUUCACACCUCAGAGGCACUUCAGGUUGCUGAGUGGAGGUCUCUGAAGCAGUCACCGCCAUCUUGCUUCAUGGGGACAAUAGCCAACAAAGAGAGGCUCAGCUGCUAUGCCUCUGCUGUUAAAAUAAAGUUGAAUAUGUAUGAAUAAAUCAAAUAAUGGGCUAGUGGUUUAGGAAGGAACAGAGAUAAGGGCAGUCAAUUUUAAUCUGCUUUAUGUAAACAAAUUGGGCUGCCUGCUUAGAGAGUGAAAAAGGCCCUGUUCCGUAGAUUGCAAUUUGGUUACUGAGCCAAGUACAGUACCCUUGUCUCAGUUGAACCUACCAGAAUAACAGAAAAUGACUUGAGAGGCCUAAUUUCAGGGCUGGUGGUCUUGCUGUUCUGUAAAAUCUAUUGCUUUUAAGAUGAGUAAUUAAUACGAAAACACAAGACAGUUAACAUUGCAUUUUCCCCUAUAUUUCCUAAGCAUGCAAAGCUGAUCAUGUAAUUUUCAUUCAACUCAUCACUACAGGAUGCUGAGUUCAGACCUGAAUGGAAGCUACUUCUACAGUACAAUUUCAGUAUCAAUAACAUUUCCCUUAUAUUAGAAGAGCUAUUGUUCUUCCACUGACGGUGAUCUAGCUGUUAGAAAGGUUCUGCCUGCCCUUUCACUCUCUGCCUGGUAAUCUGAUGCACACAGCAAGCCAGAGCUGUUUUAUCUGGAGAGGCUCCUCAGCCUGCUGAAAAAUACUGGGGUACUGACUGGAAUUGCCUGUCCUCUAAAAACCUGAUCUGCAUCUAUCUCUAAAUCCUUCUUCUCAUGCUUGGAAUUUUCUAUGGUUUGUCACAGAUGACUAUAAAACUAAAUGGCAUGCUUGUUCUUGCUGUAGACCAAUUGCAGCAACAUCUGAGCAACCA